AUGCGACGAGUCGAACGUCGAUCAGCUGUGAGCAAUAUGGUGACGAUUGUAGGUGACUGACAUUACCGGUGAUGAUGAUCGCGUGAUUUAGCGAGUGCCGCGAGUAACCUCUCGGCACCGUUUCGACGAUAUCUGAAGCUUUUCCGGACAGCGCAGGUGUCCCAAAAUUAUGGGUUGAAUAGUGAAAAGCGAACAAGUAGAAGAUGCGUAGUGUAAUAUGCUACACCCGCUAGUAUCUUCGGACAGAGAUAAACGCGCCUAAAGUUUAGAUCAAUUAGAUACUUUUUUAUUUCAUGUAUCUUCAUUACUCUUGAAAAUCACUAUAAUACUAAUAUGAGUAGUGACGUUGCGUCGGAGAAGCUCUCGUUGCAUUCGGUCCUGAAACUCAACAGCAAUGACUUCAAAGAAUUCAUCUGUGGAUGGGGCGCCGCUGUCAUCAAUGUUAGCGUCACUUUUCCUGUUAACAAGGUCAUAUUCAGACAGAUUUUGGAAGGUGUGCCAGUGGGUGCUGCGGUAGGACAGAUGUCACGGGAGGGGAUACAGCUGCUCUAUCGUGGUAUUCUGCCGCCGCUCUGCCAAAAGACCCUGUCGCUCAGUCUGAUGUUCAGCAUCUACGAAGGGUGCAGGCAGAGGUUCUGCCUGCUGACGGGAAACGCUGUAGUGGCCAAGGUGCUGGCAGCUAACAUAGCUGGUGCAGCGGAAGCUAUCCUGAUGCCGUUUGAAAGAGUGCAAACGCUGCUGCAGGACUGGCGCUACCACACCAAGUUCAAGAACACGUCGCACGCGUUCAGGUACCUGCUAACGAAUUACGGGGUGACCGAGUGUUACCGCGGCAUGGUUCCCAUCAUAUGCAGAAACGGCCUGUCCAAUCUGAUGUUCUUCACGUUGCGCGACCAGUCGAAGGAAUUGAUGGGCACGCAGGAGACGCUCUUGACGAACUUCGUCAGCGGUGCCCUGAUCGGUGGCUUCACCAGCACGGUGUUCUAUCCGAUGAACGUGAUGAAGAUACACAUGCAGACGAAGAUAGGCGGCAACUUUGAGAACCUCCUGGCUGUUACUCGCGAAGUAUACAUCUCCCGGGAUCGAAGUUUGAGUUCAUUUUACAAAGGCGUACACCUGAACUACAUGCGGUCCUUUAUCAGUUGGGGCGUGAUAAACGCGGCGUACGAUUUUUUGAAGGAUAUUAUUUUUUAAGAGUGGUUGCUUCAUAGGCACGGAUGUAUUUAUUUUGUAUUAUAUUUAUUUAGAAAGUCAUAUUUUUCAUAAUGCUCCGCGCUUUGUAUAUAGUAGGUAUUAAAUGGUGAUAGGAAACUUUAUUUUUUAUAAGGAGUAAGUGACGCGGCCGCGCACAUUCUUCUGCUGUAAAUACGCAGAAUUGCACAGAAAAGAGUUAAGUAUUAUGUGUUCAUGUAAGAUUUAGCGUUAUAAUAUAUUUGAAUAAUAUUAGCUCAAUAACUCAUUUUUUAAAAAUCAAGAUCAAUAAUCAAAGAAGGUUUUUGAAUUAUGUUAAAUUUCUUUCUUAUUUGUACAGGAUAAUUUUAGAUGUAGGAAAAAGAAUUUAGAUGUGUGUAGAUAUAUAGAUAUAUGUAAUUAAUAACGUCAUGAAAUUAUUGAUAAUUUAACUUUCCCUUUGUAUAAAUAUGUGAGAAGAAUUUAUACUUGUUUAAAUAUGUACAAUUUAAAGAUGGAUAAUUAUUCCAAUGGGGAACAAAUAUGAUUAAAUGAAUAGAUAAACAACUUGCCUGAAAUUAUGUGCAAAAUACCAUUUAGAGAUUGUUACAAUAAAACUCCUGUAUAUUUUGUUUAUUCUAUUACAUCAAUAUAUAAAUUGUAUAUAAUUAAAUCAUGUAAAAAUAUUUCAUGGGAACUGUCUGAAUGUUUAGUCUUUGGAAUUAGACAACUUAUGAUAGUUAAUAUAUAACAUUAUGUCACAAAUAAUUUGAAUAAUUUCGAAAUAGGGAAUGUUUUAUAUUAAAAACAAUUUACAUGUGAUAUUAUAUAAAGUGAAAACGUCACGAAGAUUUCCCUCGUAUUAAAAUGUCUGCAGAUAUUGAAUGAAAUUUGUUAUCUGUUAUAUACGUUCAUGUAUGUAUUAUAAUAUGUAUUGUGAUAAAACAUGAAAAUGUCAAACGAAUAGAAAAUGUUAAAAUUAUAUAUAAUUUCG
Ooceraea biroi (clonal raider ant) is the source of this 2164-nucleotide messenger RNA. Its product is annotated as solute carrier family 25 member 51. Gene Ontology annotation, cellular component: mitochondrion. Gene Ontology annotation, molecular function: NAD transmembrane transporter activity. The record is from RefSeq and is a predicted model, not a curated record. NCBI's taxonomy places the organism in Eukaryota, Metazoa, Arthropoda, Insecta, Hymenoptera, Formicidae.